Aspergillus calidoustus is the source of this 1380-nucleotide messenger RNA. The record is from the annotation of a GenBank genome assembly. Lineage: Eukaryota; Fungi; Ascomycota; Eurotiomycetes; Eurotiales; Aspergillaceae.
AUGGCUUCACCUCCUCCCAGCAAUGGCACUCCUGCCACCGCCUCCCCGCCCAGCAGCAAGCCCGGCUCUCCUUUUGUUGAACGCAGCAACCCAAUGGGUGCUGGAAACGCCCAGACCGUCAGCUCCAAGGACCCCAAGGCUGUGGCCCAAGCUGCCACAGAUCUGAAGAACGUGGUUCGCAGGAAGUUGACCGGCUACGUUGGUUUCGCCAAUCUGCCCAACCAGUGGCACCGCAAGAGUGUCCGUAAGGGAUUCAACUUCAAUGUAAUGGUUGUUGGUGAAUCUGGUCUCGGAAAGUCAACUCUCGUAAACACACUGUUCAACACUUCCCUCUACCCCCCCAAGGAGCGCGCCGGCCCCAGCCACGACAUCAUUCCCAAGACCGUCUCUAUCCAGUCCAUCAGUGCUGAUAUUGAGGAGAACGGAGUCCGCCUCCGCUUAACCGUUGUCGACACCCCCGGAUUCGGCGACUUCGUCAACAACGACGAUUCCUGGCGCCCAAUUGUGGAGAACAUCGAACAAAGAUACGAUGCUUACCUCGAGGCUGAGAACAAGGUCAACCGUACGAACAUCAUUGAUAACCGCAUCCACGCCUGUGUCUACUUCAUCCAGCCCACUGGCCACUCUCUGAAGCCUCUUGAUAUCGAGGUUAUGCGCAGACUUCACACCAAGGUCAACCUGAUCCCUGUUAUCGCCAAGGCCGAUACUUUGACAGAUGACGAGAUCUCCAUGUUCAAGAAGAGAAUUCUUGCCGAUAUCCAGCACCACUCCAUCCAGAUUUUCGAGGGGCCCCGCUAUGAACUUGACGACGAGGAGACUAUUGCGGAGAACCAGGAAAUCAUGUCCAAGGUCCCCUUCGCCGUAGUUGGCGCGAACGCUGAAGUUGCUACCUCUGAUGGUCGCAAGGUCCGCGGCCGUAGCUACCCAUGGGGUGUCAUCGAAGUCGACAACGAGGAACACUGCGACUUCGUCAAGCUGCGCCAGAUGCUUAUCCGCACACACAUGGAAGAGCUCAAGGAGCAUACCAACAACCACUUGUACGAGAAUUACCGCUCCGACAAGCUUACUCAGAUGGGUGUUGCCCAAGACCCAAGCGUCUUCAAGGAGGUCAACCCUGCUGUGAAGCAAGAAGAAGAGCGUGCUCUGCACGAACAGAAGCUUGCCAAGAUGGAAGCAGAAAUGAAGAUGGUCUUCCAGCAGAAGGUAGCCGAAAAGGAAAGCAAGCUAAAACAAAGCGAAGACGAACUAUACGCCCGGCAUCGCGAGAUGAAGGAGCAAUUGGAACGCCAACGCAUGGAACUCGAAGAGAAGAAAUCCCGCCUCGAGAGUGGGCGGCCACUCGAAGAGAAAGGAAAGAGAAAGGGGUUCUCCCUCCGCUAG